AUGGCUUCUUCUACCGCCAUGGCCAGCGGCCCCCGACCCGUCCACCGCCGCAACAUUGUCGCAGAGUCGUCCGAGUCCUCAGCCGCCGUCUCGCCCGCUGACUCGCCUCGCCCAUCCCCAUCGUCCACCUCGCUCUCUUCCCUCUCCGAGAUGGAGAUGGAGGCCAAGCCCACAUCCUACGGCAAGCUCAUCGACACCUACGGCAACGAGUUCACCCCGCCCGACUACACCAUCAAGGACAUUCGCGACGCCAUUCCCAAGCACUGCUUCGAGCGUUCCGCCCUCAAGGGCUACCUUUAUAUCCUCCGCGACAUGAUUUACCUCUCCACCACCUUUGCCGUCUUUUACAACUUUGUCACCCCCGAAUACAUUCCCAAUGUCUACGCCCGUGGUGCCCUUUGGGGAGUCUACACCAUUCUCCAAGGUCUCUUUGGCACCGGCCUCUGGGUCAUUGCCCACGAGUGCGGCCACGGUGCCUUUUCCGACUCGCGCCUCGUUAACGAUGUCACCGGCUGGGUCUUGCACUCGUCCCUGCUAGUCCCCUACUUCUCCUGGCAAAUCUCCCACAGCAAGCAUCACAAGGCUACCGGCAACUUGGAGCGCGACAUGGUCUUUGUCCCCCGCACCCGCGAGGAGCAGGCCACCCGACUCGGCAAGAUGGCCCAUGAGCUGUCCGAACUCGCCGAGGAUGCUCCCGCUUUUACUCUCGUCAUGCUCAUUGCCCAGCAGCUCAUUGGCUGGCCCAACUACCUCCUCACCAACGUCACCGGCCACAACUACCACGAGAAGCAGCGUGAGGGCCGCGGCAAGGGCAAGCACAACGGCGCUGGUGGCGGCGUCAGCCACUUUGACCCUCGCAGCCCUCUCUACGAGGCCAAGGACGCCAAGCUCAUUGUCCUUUCCGACAUUGGUCUGAUUCUAGCCGGCUCUGCUCUCUACUACCUCGGCAACAAGUUUGGCUGGUACAAUCUUGCCGUCUGGUACUUUAUCCCCUACCUCUGGGUCAACCACUGGCUCGUCGCCAUCACCUUUCUCCAGCACACCGACCCUACUCUCCCCCACUAUCACUCCGAAGAGUGGAACUUUGUCCGUGGUGCUGCUGCUACCAUUGAUCGCGAGUGUGGCUUCAUCGGCCGUCACCUUCUUCAUGGCAUCGUCGAGACGCACGUCCUCCACCACUACGUCUCGUCCAUUCCCUUUUACAACGCCGACGAGGCUUCGGACGCCAUCCGUCCUGUUAUGGGCAAGCACUACCGCUCCGACACCGAGGGCGGUUUCUUUGGCUUCCUCGCCGCCAUGUACAAGAGCGCCCGCAUGUGCCAGUGGGUUGAGCCCUCGGCUGAGGCCACUGGCCAGGGCAAGCAUAUUCUCUUUUUCCGCAACAGGAACGGUCUCGGCACCAAGCCUGCCAAGAUUCCUGCUCCCAACUAA
This is a messenger RNA of Beauveria bassiana ARSEF 2860, 1431 nucleotides long. Its product is annotated as fatty acid desaturase. The transcript has 2 exons. The record is from RefSeq and is a predicted model, not a curated record. NCBI's taxonomy places the organism in Eukaryota, Fungi, Ascomycota, Sordariomycetes, Hypocreales, Cordycipitaceae. Gene Ontology annotation, molecular function: oxidoreductase activity, acting on paired donors, with oxidation of a pair of donors resulting in the reduction of molecular oxygen to two molecules of water. Bases 1 to 1431 code for a protein of 476 amino acids. Gene Ontology annotation, biological process: lipid metabolic process.